Galeopterus variegatus (Sunda flying lemur) is the source of this 2162-nucleotide messenger RNA. It is a transcript of the gene ASB8, whose product is annotated as ankyrin repeat and SOCS box containing 8. The coding region runs from base 140 to 1006 and encodes 288 amino acids. Gene Ontology annotation, biological process: intracellular signal transduction. Gene Ontology annotation, molecular function: protein binding. The record is from RefSeq and is a predicted model, not a curated record. The transcript has 4 exons. Lineage: Eukaryota; Metazoa; Chordata; Mammalia; Dermoptera; Cynocephalidae.
UAGUCGGUCUUCUUGUCCAGUAAACAGAGGGGCCCGCUGGCUACAACUUCUGCUUCCGGGUCACGCUUUGACAGCGGCUUUCAAGACCCAGCUCAGUGCCGCGAUUCGUUUGGAGCAUGUGAACACACACUGAGCCUCGAUGAGUUCCAGUAUGUGGUAUAUUAUGCAGAGCAUUCAGAGCAAAUACUCUCUCUCAGAGCGCUUAAUCCGAACAAUCGCUGCCAUCCGUUCCUUCCCACAUGAUAACGUAGAGGACCUCAUCAGAGGGGGAGCAGAUGUGAACUGCACCCAUGGUACCCUGAAGCCCUUGCACUGUGCCUGUAUGGUGUCAGAUGCUGACUGUGUGGAGUUACUCCUGGAAAAAGGAGCUGAGGUGAAUGCUCUGGAUGGUUACAACCGAACAGCCCUCCACUAUGCAGCAGAGAAAGAUGAGGCUUGUGUGGAGGUCCUGUUGGAAUAUGGUGCAAACCCCAAUGCACUGGACGGCAAUAGAGAUACUCCACUUCACUGGGCAGCCUUUAAGAACAAUGCUGAGUGUGUGCGAGCUCUCCUAGAGAGUGGGGCCUCUGUCAAUGCCCUGGAUUACAACAAUGAUACACCGCUCAGCUGGGCUGCCAUGAAGGGAAAUCUUGAGAGUGUCAGCAUCCUUCUUGAUUAUGGUGCAGAGGUCAGAGUCAUCAACUUAAAAGGCCAGACACCCAUCUCCCGCCUGGUGGCUCUGCUAGUCAGGGGACUUGGAACAGAGAAAGAGGAUUCUUGCUUUGAGCUUCUCCACAGAGCUGUUGGACACUUUGAAUUGAGGAAAAAUGGCACCAUGCCACGAGAGGUGGCCAGAGACCAGCAGCUAUGUGAAAAACUGACUGUUCUGUGCUCAGCCCCAGGAACUCUAAAAACACUCUCUCGCUAUGCUGUGCGCCGUAGCCUGGGACUCCAGUAUCUGCCAGAUGCAGUGAAGGGCCUUCCACUACCAGCUUCUUUGAAGGAAUACCUGUUACUUGUAGAAUAGCCUGGAGGGGACAUUUGCACCAUCCUGCAGGCAACUCUGGGUGAGGCUUUUCCCUGUAGUACUGCCUCUUUGUCAUGGAAAACAGAAAAGCAGUUGUUCCUGUUGUGUGGUUUAUAGAUUUUGAGGCAACAUGUCACAACAGUAACCUCCACACCACCUCCCCUCCCAAACCAAGCAAUCAAACAAAAAAACCCUCACUUUUGUUUUCUGUUCAUUGCUUAUUUGGCUUUUUAUACUGCACCCUGCAAAAGAAGAGUUUCCUUCCCCCACCCCCACUUUUAGGGAAAGAGUCAACGGUGCAACUAAAUUUCUGUAGGAAAAUGGAAAGUAUUUAAAGAAUGUGUGCCUGGUUUUCCUUUGGGAACAUGAUUAACGUUCCAGAAGAAUCCCUUGUAGAAAACAUUUCAAUUGAUCUGUGAAGAAGUUUAAGAAAAUCACAGUUCCAGCUAAUGACCACUGUGUCCCCAAAAUGAAGAUACUACAAUCUCAAAUGGUAUGCAGAUUCAGAAUUGGGCUGGAUGAUAACACUAGAGUGCCAUGUCAUUGGGCAUUCAGAAAGGACUGGCCCCCUUUCCCCUCACCAAAGGAAAAAACAGUCUUUGCCUCUGCCUCUUUGCCAUGGGUGUGCCCAAGGGUUACAGUAGUUCAGCAAUGUUAUUUCAGAAAGAGUGUCUUGCUGCUUUCCACAUAAAAGAGCUAGCAGGUUCUAAGCAGUCCUAAGAACUCCUAAAAGUCCUGAGAACUUUUCUUCUAAUUCUGCUAUUUGUCUUCCUGAAAGCCAGCUUGCUCUGAUGGGCUUAGCUGCCUUUUCCCAUGAGUCUUCUUCAUUCCCUAUGGAAAGCUUGCUCUGCUAAGAGUUUGGAAUUAGUUUCCUUUCAGUUGUUUUGGAACCUUUGCUUUUUGUUGAUCUAUGCAAAACAUUGGUGGAGGGGUGGAGUUGGGAAGGGAGUGGGGGAAAAGCAUAUGAGCUUCUUUUGAGAUGGCCCACCUACUGAAAAAGAUCUAUUUUCGUGAACAAUACUUAAUUUAAAAUGUCCUUACUUUCCAUGUUCCUAAACUAGAUCAAGUUGUUAUGGAUCUUAGAUGAUCUGUAUGCAAAUUUGAAAAACCUUUUUUUUAAAGCUGUUUGGAAACUACAAACAAAAUGAAUGGGAUC